Messenger RNA from Akanthomyces muscarius, 2361 nucleotides. RefSeq lists its product as uncharacterized. The record is from RefSeq and is a predicted model, not a curated record. NCBI's taxonomy places the organism in Eukaryota, Fungi, Ascomycota, Sordariomycetes, Hypocreales, Cordycipitaceae. Gene Ontology annotation, molecular function: protein binding. Gene Ontology annotation, biological process: protein K11-linked ubiquitination; anaphase-promoting complex-dependent catabolic process; positive regulation of mitotic metaphase/anaphase transition. Gene Ontology annotation, cellular component: anaphase-promoting complex. The coding region runs from base 1 to 2361 and encodes 786 amino acids. The transcript has 3 exons.
AUGGCUCGGUACCUGAAUCCAGCCAAAAUUGGCCUGCUGGCCCUCAUGCAGCUCUAUAUCGAAGAAGCCAUCCCCAGCGAUGCCAUAGUCCCGGUCUUGUCAUUCAUUACCUCGCACACUAUGGGCCACGAUGCCGCUGGCCCCCCAACUACGCAGGCUGGCCGAUGGGCCAAGGCUGAAGGCAUCGUCAGCCUCGUCAUUACCAUCAAGGAUUUUGAGAAGCUGCUGGGAAGCUUCCCAUUCGUCAUGGGCAUGCCAGGCCGCAAGUUGUGGGAUCAGUUCCUCGCACGGCUAUGGGACAUUAAUUCCCUAGAUGCGCUCUGCGAAUUCUUUGAGAACCUCGAGCUACUACUAGCAAAGACAAAAGAGGAGUUGCGCAGGCUUAGCGAGGCGGGUGUUCCCGACAUGGAAGAGGGCAUGCAAAUUGCCCGCAACUCGCCUUUUGGAGCAUUUAUCCGCCGCGCCAUGGUCGAGUACCAGCGACUGCGAUUCCACGACUGUGCAGAGCUGUGGAAGGAUUUUGUGCGGUACCGGCAGCCCACGGCGCACCACCAAAAACGAAAAAAUCCAAAUUUCGGGAAACUCAGCUUUGACAAUGUCUUGUUGCUCGGUGCAGCUGAAGGCUGGAGCCCAGAGAGUGUUUCUGCCCUCACCUCAGUUACAUACGACGACAUGCUCACCGGCGAUCGCCUCGGUACGGUGGCCGUCAGCACUGAUGAUGUUGAACUGCUUCUCGAUUUUCAAAUUGAGCAAAUGCAAAAAUACGGCAAUAGAGUACCUCUAGAGACGAUCCAUCAAUUUCAGGAUCUUCUUCAAGCCAGUUUCCUGGUUCCAAGCCUGACGCAUUAUCUAAGCUUUCUAAAUGCAUGGAGAGCGGGGGACUAUCCUUCUGCCUUUGAACUUCUACACCGCUAUUUCGAUUAUACCAUGCAAUAUCGUGACCGUCUGUUUUAUCAAUAUGCGUUGAUGAACUUGGCGGUCUUGCAGGCAGACUUUGGCUGCCACCGCGAUGCCGUCACCACCAUGCUCGAAACGGUCACUACCGCGCGCGAGAACAGGGACAUGACAUGUCUCAACUUUGCAUUAAACUGGCUAUUUCACUUUGGUCGUGCACAUCCCAAGCUAGUCCGCGAGCUCGAGUCUAACAGCCUUCUCGGGACAGGCAAAGAAAGCUUGGCGUAUCUUCGCGUCAAGGCAAAGGAAUCGGGCAUGGGCGCGCUAUGGAGUUCAGUACUACUCAGUGAAGCAAAGCUGGGCUUGAUAAAUGGAGAAAGUGUUGCCACCUCUGUCGAGUAUCUCGUGCGCAGCUCGCAUCUCAUUGUCACGCGAAACAUGAAAAACAUGUUUGGCGCCCAGUUAUCGCUUUACGCUGCGCUAUGGAGUCGACUGGGGCUCACGCACCUGUCGACAGCUACCUGCGAGAUAUUCCUGUGUUGUCACAAUCAUCAUUCCGUAUUCGACGACGAACUCAAAAUCAUUUGUCGCCUUGGCUUGAUCCAAGCUGAGCGCGGCAAAUACGACGACGGUCUUAAGCAGCUAGAGGGCCUGGACAGCAAUUCCCUCCGGUCGUGGAAGCCAAGUCAAUACUGGCACAAAUAUAGAGGGAUCAUCAAACUCACCAAAGACCUGCACCACAACAACCUGGAUGGCGCUCAGGAGCUUCUUGAUCAGCUUUUGCAGUCAAAGGCCGAUGACUUGGAACCAGACAUGACCUUCAUGAUUGAGUCUUUACACAUUGACUAUCUAACAAGACGAGGAGAUUUGCAAGCGGCCUUUGCUAAGGUCAGUGCGAUGAUUGCCAUCAUAAAAGACGAAAACAAAGACAUUGCUAUUCUUGUAAAACUGUUGCUCCUCAAGGUUGCUCUCCUCGAUAAGUGCGGACGCACACUACGCGGGUUCUCGACGGCAAUCCGCGCAACCAACCUCGCCUGGCGAGCGCGCUUGAUUCCCCAGCUAUGGGAGGCAACAGGUGCGCUCGCCAACAUUCUCAUCUCGUUGGAGGAAUUCGAGGCCGCAAUCGGUAUGCUCGAUGCAGCGCUCCCACGUUCACUCGAAUGCGAGACACCGGCACUGACGGCUCGGCUAUACUCAUACCUGGCCGAUGCCAACAUGGGAAUGGCGGGACGGGUGGAGGCCAAGUCAAGCAAGCGCGGCGAAUACAUGACGCGAGCGCUGGCAGCGGUGCAGCGCUCGUUUGACCACUGGUCGAGCGUCGAAGAUAUCAACCAGCAAUGCGAGACCAUGGCGAAGCGGGCGAUGAUUAUGAAGCUCACGGGAGAAAUGACGCUGGCGGCCGACUAUGCAGCGGCAUAUGUCGCGCUUCGCAAGAACGCCGAGGCGCUGAGUCUGGGCUCGGCAUGA